ACCGGAAGUAUAACGCUUCCUGGUUGCUGUUGCAAAGCUAGCCUGUCACUAAACCGAUGACCAAACAAAAUGGAUUAUUACAAUUUAAUGAGAAUAUUUGCAUUUAUUCAUUUGCUUGUUUCCAUACCACAUGGAUACAGUAAUUAUGUUGAGACCAAAGCUGGACAGUUUUUCAGCAGUGGCCACACCAACAACUGGGCAGUCCUGGUCUGCACGUCUAGAUUCUGGUUUAAUUAUCGGCAUGUGGCGAACACGUUGUCGGUAUACAGAAGUGUAAAGAGACUGGGCAUUCCAGACAGUCACAUUGUGCUGAUGCUAGCCGAUGAUAUGGCCUGUAACUAUAGAAACCCCAAACCAGCCACUGUGUUCAGUCAUAAGAAUAUGGAGCUGAAUGUGUAUGGAGAUGACGUGGAGGUGGAUUACCGCGGAUAUGAGGUCACAGUUGAGAAUUUUCUGCGAGUCCUGACAGGGCGUCUCCCCCCCAGCACCCCUCGAUCCAAACGUCUGCUUUCCGACGACCGCAGCAACAUUCUCAUCUACCUGACAGGUCACGGUGGAAACGGCUUCCUGAAGUUCCAGGACUCUGAGGAGAUCAGCAACAUGGAGCUGGCUGAUGCUUUUGAGCAGAUGUGGCAAAAGAGAAGGUACAACGAGUUGUUGUUCAUCAUAGACACGUGCCAGGGGGCCUCCAUGUAUGAGAGGUUUUAUUCGCCCAACCUCAUGGCCCUGGCCAGCAGUCAAGUGGGAGAGGACUCGCUCUCACAUCAACCAGACUUGGCAAUAGGGGUCCAUUUGAUGGACAAGUACACCUUCUACUUACUGGAGUUCCUGGAGGAAGUCCACCCCGCUAGCCAAGCCAACAUGAACGAUCUGUUUAAGGUGUGCCCGCAGAGUCAGUGUGUGUCCACUCCGGGUCACCGAACUGACCUGUUCCAGAGGGAUCCGGGGAGCGUCCUCAUCACUGACUUUUUCGGAAGUGUCCGCAAAGUGGAGAUCACCAAGGACACUAUCAAUCUGACAUCCCCUGUAGAGCCGCCAAUACAGAGGUCUGGAAGCGGCGAUAUACAAAUCGAAUCGUUGACAUAUGUGGACCAACUCCCAGUGGCUGAAAUUAUUCAUCAGAAACCCAAGCAGAAAGACUGGCACCCUCCUGAUGGCUUCAUUCUGGGGCUCUGGACUCUUAUCUUGCUGGUGUUCUUCCAGACCUAUGGCAUCAAACAUCUCAAACACAUCUUCUGAUUCAUCCCUCCCAGCACCGCAGAGGUCAAAGAACCCAUCGCUCGUGUCUUCUCCUCCAUAAAAGAGUCCACCCUAACUUUGUUCAUGAUUGAUUUGGUCAGGAAUAGGUUUUUAUUUCUUUUUUUGAUGCAAGUUUGUUUUCUUUGGGUUUUGCUGUGUAUCAUUGUUUGAAAGUGACAUGCACUGACUUCUUACGUUCAAACAUUCUUUGUUGUUUGUUGCUCAGUAGUGAAAGCAUUUGAAUUUCACACGGGGACUUUCUUUUGAACUAAACACAUACAGACAGCUUGCAUACUUCUUGUUUGUUGGUUUGUUUGUUUGUUUGUUCUUUAAAUUCCAGUUAUACUUUAAUUUCUUCAGCCCAGAGCAAAGUUAAAUUAUGUUCUAUCAUUUAUAAAGGCACACGUGGAAUUGUAACUUGUAAUAAGGAGGGCAUGCACUCCUCCCAGGUUUCUUAAUUUGUUCUCAGUUUUUUUUUUUUUUACAGAUAAUCUAAAUCUGUAUAUGCAAUUGCUGAUCUGUUGUUUCAAUUGCACUUUAUACUUUGCAUUUUUAUUAUUUAAUGAUUAUUUGAAGUGGAAAAGGACACUACUUUUCUGGGUAGCACAAAUAAUGUGAAUGAGAAAAUGAUUUUUUGCAUAAAGAAAAUAAAGCCUAUUUUAGGAUCAUUACGUUUUUGUUUGUUUGUUUAAGCACAUUUUAAUCCCAAAUUCUCAUUGGCAUAAUGAAAAGAAACAUCUCAUUGUCUUGAAUGUAAUACAAUGAUGAUUUUUUUUUUUAUCCGCAUAAAUCAAAUCAAGUACAACAAAUGAUAACAUGUGUAAUCACUAUUUUCCUUAAUUUAAAUGAUAUAACAUUUGUUUUUCAAUUAACUGACAAGAAGUGGGUAGAACAUGUCAUGAAGUUAGUAAAAUAUGUAAUUGGUCCUAAAAUAGGCUUUGUUUUUUAAGCAUAAUAUAAGUUCUUUGUUUUUUGUGGCCUAGACAUUUUCAUGAGAUCACCCAGCAAUAAAUGUGAGGAAUUAAUGGACAACAAACAACAUUUCCAUGUACAGCAAACCAAACAGCUCCAUUUGCCUGUGGCUGUCCUGUAUCUGUCCAUUAGCAUCUCUGCUGCACUUGAACUGUUACGAGUGUGCUCUAAAAGGGGUCGACCGAAUUCACCCAAGUGUGAAUGAGAGAUUGACAAAUUGCACUCUCUAAUUCAGAUUAUUUUUUUCUGUCUGUCUAAUGCAUCAUUAACUGUUGGUAGGUCAGACAUCGAGGAUUGUUUAGGAGAGCAACCCACAAUAAAAUAUUCACUGGAACUCGCAUUAUGCGAGUAAAUGCAUUAUGAAAAUUUCUACAGUGCCAUAUUUGUCUUUUUCCCAUUUAUGUUCUCUAGCAUUUUGCUUUGUUUUUUAAUUAUAAAACUGGCUAAAGGUGACAUUUUGAAUAAAGCCUACUG
Sinocyclocheilus anshuiensis is the source of this 2685-nucleotide messenger RNA. Its product is annotated as GPI-anchor transamidase. The record is from RefSeq and is a predicted model, not a curated record. Gene Ontology annotation, molecular function: GPI-anchor transamidase activity. Gene Ontology annotation, biological process: proteolysis; attachment of GPI anchor to protein. The transcript has 11 exons. The coding region runs from base 70 to 1239 and encodes 389 amino acids. Lineage: Eukaryota; Metazoa; Chordata; Actinopteri; Cypriniformes; Cyprinidae. Gene Ontology annotation, cellular component: GPI-anchor transamidase complex.